Messenger RNA from Phalacrocorax carbo (great cormorant), 1987 nucleotides. The record is from RefSeq and is a predicted model, not a curated record. NCBI's taxonomy places the organism in Eukaryota, Metazoa, Chordata, Aves, Suliformes, Phalacrocoracidae.
CACAGCCCCGUGCAGCCUUUGUCUGCCAGUGGGGCUGGAGUGUGAGCAGGGGCCGGGCGGGCAGGCAGCACCCGCCCUCCCGCCGGCCACCACCACCGCCCCUCACUCUGGCCCCUUUUUGCAGCUGACGAUCGUAAGCCUCUCACUGCCCGUGGUGGCUGCCCACCCCACACCACAGUGCCGGCACGGAGGAUGCCCGUUGAGGCACUGCAAGCCAGCGACGCCAUGAAGGGGGUGACGGUGACAGCGCCCUUCACCUCGGCCAUGCCCAUCCGCAUCCUCCGCAAGGGCCCUGCAUAUUUCCGCCGGUGUGCUGAGCCAGGUGCCGGGAAGCCCAGUGCAGUGGAGAGGCUGGAGGCCGACAAGGCCAAGUAUGUGAAGAGCCAGCGGGUAGCCAGCACCAAGCAGGAGCCGGUGAAGCCGCCACUGCUCAAGCAGCCCCUCUUCACGCCGGGUGUGCGCCGGGCUGCUCUCACCCCCAGCCGCAGGGCACUCCCGGGGCCACGCCGUGGCGAGGCUGGCAGCCCGAAGACUUCCCUUGACCUGGAGAUCCUCAACAACCUCAUCAACCUCUGCGACAGCCCCUUCCCCAAGGCAGAGAGCCCGCUGGGCCGGGAGUGCAAGUGGAGGACGGAGGCACCGGCAGCGCUGGGCGGCGGGGUGGAGAGUGCUGGCAAGCCACCAGAGAACUCUGCUGCUGCCAAGCCCCCCGGCAGCAUGGCCGUGCGGAGGGUGGAUGUCCAUCCCUGCGGGGCUCCACGGGGCCUGGUGACACCAGUGCCUGCAUCCCCCAUCCCGGCUGGGCUGUCUGUGUCCCCGGCACAGAGCUCGCCUUCCCGCCCUGAGAGCACCCGCCGGCAGCCCCUGCUGCAUCGCUCCAAGUCGGACCUGAGCGACCGGCUCUCACGGGCCACUGCCGACCUGGAACGCUUCUUCAACUACUGCGGCCUCGACCCUGAGGAGGUGCAGGACAUGGGUGCCGAGCGCUUCGCCCGUGCCAGCUCCGACAUCGUGUCCCUCAAGUUUCACAGCGUGAGCACAGCCAGCUCGGAGGCCGGCCACUCGCCACCCAGCGCUGCCACGCCGGAGGGGCGGCCAGCUGAGCGCGUCCCCUAUGGCAUCUCCAUCAUUGAGCGCAACGCCCGCGUCAUCAAGUGGCUGUAUGGGCUGCGCCAGGCCAGGGAACCCCAGCAGGUCUCUGAUGUGUAGCAGUGCUGUGGUGGUGGCGGGCGCUGGGGAUGGGUUGCUCGCAAACAGGCAGUGCUGGACAGGGAGGGAGCGCAGACUGUGCAGGAGCACAGGGACCUCUUGGUGGUGACAGAACCCUUGAACUCAGCCCCCACCUUGCUUCCCUGCCCCUUGUGCCACAGUUGCAGUGGCAGAGCCCCAGUGUGAUGGCCAGGCAUCCUUCCUGCUGGCUCUGGCUCUCUCAGACCCACAUGCUGGCACUGGAGAGCCAGGUUCCCAUGAGCCUGUGGGAGGACAGAGGACACAUGUCCCUGGGUGUGCGGCCGGUCCCCAACACCCUCCCCUCACUUGCUCCAGCAGAAGCCCAUGUGUGGUUGGCCUGCCUGCCCUGCUCCUCACCAGCACCCAUGGGUGGGGGUAAGGGGCUGCUGGUCCCUCCCUGCAUGGAGCAGGGACACAGCCCCAGGGGAAGGAGCUGCCCCCCUGCCAUCUCCACUGAGAGGGCCACGAUGCCUGGGGAGGAGGCUGUAUCUUGGCAACUCCCAUCUUAAUGCUGGAGGUCUGGGAGAAGUGGGGUGCUUUGCACCCCAGGGCUGCAUGUGUGUGUGUCUGUGAGCACUUGGAUCCCCUCAUGGGUGCCAGGGGGCACACAGAUCUGGGCAUGCUGGGCCCUCUUAUUUAUGAAGAUGAUGUUUACUGUGGUCUCUCUCUCAUUUCUACUGUUUUUCCUGAUGUUUGAUCUGGACAAAAUUUAAUAGUAACGACAAUGCAGCUGUUUUUAUUAAAUCUAUGUGCUUUG